AUGGCCAGCCAGUCCUCUGGCGACGUCGAGAUUCUAGUCCACGUUACCGCGCGCAGCAGGGUGUCCGACGAUGCCACCUACCGCCGUCUCGCCGAGGCGUACCUGUCCUUUGCGCCAGGUAGCCGCGCCCACGUUACAAUACCCAGCUCGCCCGAGCCACAGCAGCCGCCUCCGUCGCGGCAGUAUGAGCACGACGAGGGUGGUUCCGCCGUGCUGCAGUCGUUUUGUUCCGACUCGCAGGACCUGAGCUUUCACGGGGCCCUCGAUAACAGACACUCACCGCGCGUCGUCGCGGCAAGGACGUCGCCGACCACGCCGCCUCCUCAUGUGCUGCGGGAUGAGAAUCCCACAACACCCACGACGGCGGUGCACCAGCUGCCCAGCCAGAUUGCCGAUUCAUACCCAAUGCCCGACUGCGACCUCUUCAUCAUGACUCCCACGCGAGUUUUGCAACGGUACAUGGGCAGUCGACAGCCUGCCCCAAUCUCUUCGGCACCACCCCCGGCAUCAUUACCCGCGCUCGUAUGUGAUGGCGACGGUAACGGCGACGAGGCAAAGCGUUUCAAGGUUGAGGACGAGGCCGUUGACGUCUAUCAAUCUUCCCCCAUUCCUCCAUCCGAUUCAAGUGGUACCCACGAGAACAGGGAGAAGCGCCAGGCAACCAUUCCCGUCACGCCGCUCGUAUCAGAAGCCUCUCGAAAGCGCAGGGCUCCUGACCAUGAAGACGACCACGACACUUCUGCACUAGACGUCACGCACAUAUCCAGCAGCAUACCCGGCAGUAGUGCCUCCUCCGUCGUCGGGCUCCUCCGCGCUGAGUCUGAUCCUCUGCCGUCCAAACGCAUCCGCCAACUCGCACAAGACGCCGGCACGGUACCCCUCGUCCGUAGCGCCAGCGAUAACAGCCACCAGCCUGUUCCUCCUCCCCGCAACACACCACUACCCUCCUCGUCCCUCUCCUACAACGCCCUCUCGCAGAUCCCCUCCACCCAUCCGUCGUCAUCUUCCCUCUCCGUGCGGCCCCCGUCCCCGCCCGUCGGCGUCGACGACCUUGACCUCGCGAGCCUCGUGGCUCCCAAGUUUGCGAAGCUCGCGCAUGACCUCGGCUCUCGUUACCGCCCGACCUUUCACCGCGGCGGUGACGGGGCCCUAGACCCCCUCGAGCGCGGCCACUGGCGCGUCGACUGUCAACACUGGCCGCCCGCGCUGCGCGCCGCGGCCUGGGACUUUCUCACCAAGUACGUCCGGAGCGGCCUCGCCGGCUGGGGCGUCUGGUGCCGCCGCUCUCCCGACGGCGCCACCAUCAAGCUCUACGGCUGGGCGCACGUCGUCAAGCAUACGUAUCUGCUGUUGUACCUGGCUAGCGACCGGUACAUCAAAUCGACGGGCGCCCAGUGGUUUGACGCCGAGGGUCUGGUGGCAGUUGAAGUUUUGCCAUGA
Cordyceps militaris CM01 is the source of this 1440-nucleotide messenger RNA. RefSeq lists its product as uncharacterized. The record is from RefSeq and is a predicted model, not a curated record. Lineage: Eukaryota; Fungi; Ascomycota; Sordariomycetes; Hypocreales; Cordycipitaceae. The transcript has a single exon. The coding region runs from base 1 to 1440 and encodes 479 amino acids.